This is a messenger RNA of Galleria mellonella (greater wax moth), 2057 nucleotides long. It is a transcript of the gene nAChRa3, whose product is annotated as acetylcholine receptor subunit alpha-like. NCBI's taxonomy places the organism in Eukaryota, Metazoa, Arthropoda, Insecta, Lepidoptera, Pyralidae. Gene Ontology annotation, biological process: nervous system process; regulation of membrane potential; signal transduction. Bases 277 to 1830 code for a protein of 517 amino acids. The record is from RefSeq and is a predicted model, not a curated record. The transcript has 11 exons. Gene Ontology annotation, molecular function: acetylcholine-gated monoatomic cation-selective channel activity; transmembrane signaling receptor activity. Gene Ontology annotation, cellular component: neuron projection; postsynaptic membrane; synapse.
CGAGGCGAUGUCCGCUGGCGGCGCGGGUGCUGCCGCCUGAGAGCCGUCCGUCCCACGAGCCGCGCGCCGCGGCCUCGUGUCACUGUACACUGUACACCCGUGACACUGACUACCCUACCGCUACCGCUACCGCUCGCUGGUGGCAGGUGGCAGGUGGCAGGUGGCAGGUGGCAGGUAGCAGGUGGCAGGUGGCAGGUGGUAGGCGGCAGGGGCAAGCGGCAGAGGCAGAGGGCGCGCGGUCGCGGCGCGAUGCGCUGACGCCAUGCGCCGCCAGACAUGCCACGUCGCGCCGCGCCCGCGGCACUGCUGCUGCUGCUCACCCUCAUACUUGUCGGCUGCGCGGGGAACCCGGACGCCAAGCGGCUGUACGACGACCUGCUCAGCAACUACAACAAGCUGGUGCGGCCCGUGCUCAACGUCAGCGAUGCGCUGACCGUGCGCAUCAAGCUCAAGCUGAGCCAGCUCAUCGACGUGAAUCUGAAGAAUCAGAUAAUGACGACGAACCUUUGGGUGGAACAGAGUUGGUAUGACUACAAGCUGUCAUGGGAGCCGCGGGAGUACGGAGGCGUUGAGAUGCUGCACGUGCCCUCCGACCACAUCUGGCGGCCGGACAUCGUACUUUACAAUAAUGCGGACGGCAACUUCGAGGUGACACUUGCCACGAAGGCGACGCUGAACUACACGGGCCGCGUGGAGUGGCGUCCGCCCGCCAUCUACAAGUCCUCCUGCGAGAUCGACGUCGAAUACUUUCCCUUCGAUCAGCAGACUUGCGUCAUGAAAUUCGGCUCCUGGACCUAUGACGGGUUUCAGGUGGACCUUCGACAUAUCGACGAGGCGCGAGGCACCAACGUGGUGGAGCUGGGUGUGGACCUGUCCGAAUUCUACACGUCGGUCGAGUGGGACAUACUGGAGGUGCCCGCUGUCAGGAAUGAGAAGUUUUAUACGUGCUGCGACGAGCCCUACCUGGACAUCACGUUCAACAUCACGAUGCGCCGCAAAACGCUCUUUUACACCGUCAACCUCAUCAUCCCCUGUAUGGGCAUCUCCUUCUUGACCGUUCUGGUCUUCUACCUGCCGUCCGACAGCGGCGAGAAGGUGUCCCUGUCCAUCUCCAUCCUGCUGUCACUGACCGUGUUCUUCCUGCUACUGGCCGAGAUCAUCCCGCCGACUUCGCUCGUGGUGCCGCUGCUCGGCAAGUUUGUGCUCUUUACCAUGAUCCUCGACACGUUCAGUAUCUGCGUGACGGUGGUGGUGCUGAACGUGCACUUCCGCUCGCCGCAAACGCACACGAUGGCGCCGUGGGUGCGGCGCGUCUUCAUCCACGUGCUGCCGCGGCUGCUCGUCAUGCGCCGCCCCCACUACCGCCUCGACCCGCACCGGAGUCGCUUCGCCGGGCUGGUGACGGCGGGGCCGCCCCAGUGGGACGAGGGCUCGCCGGGGGGCAGCGCGCCGCCGGCGCCGGCGCCGCCGCCGCCCGCCGCGUGCCACGCGUGCCGCGCGUGCCGCCUGCACGACGCGCCCGCGCUGUGCGACGCGCUGCGCCGGUGGCACCGCUGCCCCGAGCUGCACAAGGCUAUCGACGGCAUCAAUUACAUUGCCGACCAAACGCGCAAAGAAGAAGAGUCCACCAGGGUUAAGGAGGACUGGAAAUACGUUGCGAUGGUCCUCGACCGACUGUUCCUGUGGAUAUUCACCCUGGCGGUGGUGGUGGGGUCGGCUGGCAUCAUCCUGCAGGCGCCCACGCUGUACGACGAGCGGGCGCCCAUCGACGUGCGGUUGUCGGAGAUUGCGUACGCGACGGCCAAGCCGCGCCCGCCGCCUCCGCGCUGAGCCGCGCCCGCCGCGACCCACGUUUUCCAUUCGCUACUAGAGACCGACGAUGCGAUAUGUUCGUUGUUCGUUCUACUCGUAUAUUUUCCGGCGCCCGAAGGCACCGCACCACGUAAUAUUUUACGAUGUUGUAAAUAAUAUACAUAUUAUAGUUUAUACGACGAGCGAUGCUAUUAACAAUGAGUCGAAUUUCUUUUGAUAGAGACGAAUAAAACGAUUGUUUAUAA